AGUCCGGUUCAGUUCAAUACCGGGUUACUUAUCUUGAUUUUCGAAUGAAUUGAAGAAAUGAUUUUUUUUUUAACCCUAACACUAAACUCAAAAAACACACAAAAGAAAGGUAAUUUAAAUUACCUUUGUAAACAAGUUACGAUUUGUAAACAAUAAUGGAAGAGCCGACAUAGCACUCAAGUACCGAUUCGAACCACUGAUGAGGAGAAAGCGUUGAGAGCUUUAUAUGAAAAGAUCAUUAAAGCAGAAACGAAAUCUUAGCGUUUAUGGACAAAUCAUUGUUUCUGUAGGAGCUCAUGGAUACAAGAAAGAUUCCGGUGUUCUGUUAUUGGAAUGGUUGCAUAAAAGACGGUCCUGAUGGUCCAUUUUACGAAGGCUCAGGUCCAAGAGUGAUUAGAGUUGAUAGCAAAAUCCAACUAUCCAGAUUGUUGGAUGAUCUGCAUCGAGUUACUGGAUUCGAAAGGGGAAAGUUUCAGAUUGAUUUGAUUGGUAGGUACCCUUCCAUUGUUCAGCAACCGAUGGUCAAGUAUAUGCGUUUACCCGUUGUUGAUGAUUGUAGCCUUGAGACCAUGCUUGAGGUUCCAAGUUACCAUCCUUGUAUCAACAAUGUGGAGUUGUUCUUAGAGGUCAAUCCGGUUUCUGGUCCUGUUUCUCAUCAGUCGCCAUUUCCAAAUAAUGUUAGUUCUACCGCAAAUCAGGCGCCCAAAAAGCAUUCUCUGACAGAAGAUGCUGAUGUAAAUGCGAGUGUGAGAGAUAACACGUUAAGAACGCCGCAAGAGCACAACAAUAACAACGGUUGGAUCGAAGAUGAGCAGAGGACGGAUGCUGGCAACUGUGGAAAUUGUGGUAACACUGAGGCUGUACUAGAGAAUUCGAAAUUGGAAAAGCAGUUGAUUUUCUCUAGUUUAUGGCUCGAGGAAUGUGAGUUGCAGGUUGGGAUGCGUUUUAGAGAUAAAGAUGAGCUGGAGAAAGCAGUGAAGUUGUACUCUAAUAGAAGGCAACGUGAGUACAUUGCGCACGAAAUUUUAUUUAAAUUCGUAUGCAAGAGAUACUGCGGAUGGGAUCUCAAGGUAGCUAAAACGGAGAGCAAUGGCUUUGAGAUAAUAGAACAUACCGGUCCGCAUAGCUGUAAGCCAGUAGAUGUGAGCUCAGAUUUUCUGGCUAGUGAGAUCGAAGGUCUAAUAAAAGCUCAGCCCUCGCUUUCAAUUGCGGACCUGAACAAUUGGGUGAGAGAAGAAUUUGGCUACACUGUCUCCCAUGCUAAUAUGUGGAAUGCUAAAAAUAAAGCGUUCACUGCAAUCUCGGGAGACUUGAACAAGAGUUUUAGCUUAUUGCCCAAGUUCAUGGCUGCCCUUAGUUCAUCUAAUGAGAUGCUCGUGGAAUGGCAACAUGAUCAUUUUCCUGCUACCAAAGGUGCCUCCUUUCAUUCCGUGUUUUGGGCGUUUCAGCAGUCAAUUGAAGGGUUUCCUUACUGCAGACCUCUUAUUCUUGUGGAUUCGGUAGACUUGAGCGGUAAUUACCGUGGGAAAAUGUUGGUUGCUGCAGGACUUGAUGCCGAAAACAUGCUUUUCCCACUUGCGUUUGCGAUUAUUACCGAAGAAAGUUUGUCAGCUGGUACUUGGCGUUGGUUCUUUAGGUGCAUCAGAAAGAAAGUAACGCAAAGGGAAGGCAUUUGUCUAAUAACAAGUCCAAAUCCGGACAUUGUUGCAGUUGUUAACGAACCUGAGUGUCAUUGGGCGCAACACCGGGUCUGUCUUAGGCAUCUGUGCUGUAAAUUUUAUGAAGUUUUCCAAAACAACCUCAUGACAGAGUAUGUUUACAAGGCUGGAUCCACGAGUUACAAAUCAAGAGUUGAUUACUACUUGAAGAAACUUGAAAAGAUGAAUCCCGAGGCUAGGAGAUGGUUAGACAAAUUGCCUCUGCAUCAAUGGACUCUGGCUCAUGAUGUUGGCGGGCUGAGAUUCGGGGUCGUCUUGACUACAAACACAAUCUUUAGGACUUAUGAUUUCAUAAACAAAGCCCGUAAUCUUCCAGUCACAACUUGUAUCUUGCUAAUCUUUGAUCACCUGGCAGAGCUUUUUAAGUCGCGACAUGGUCUUCUCGAGGAAUCAAUGAAAAACAGAAGAGAGGUCUACGCUAAACAUGUCAUGACAAAGCUUGAAGAGUACAAGGUAACUUGUAGAACACACGUUGUACUGCCAUUAGACCAGUCUGGACAGAGGUUUCAGGUCACUGAAGUGAUGGAAGUUGGAAAGAAGGAAUUCUUUGUUCAGCGCAGCGAUCGGGCUUGCACAUGUGGGAUAUGGCAACUUUACAAAUAUCCGUGUUCGCACGUGAUAGCGGUUUGCAGGAGGCUGAACAUUGAUCAUUUGCAAUAUGUAAAUGAAUUCUACAAUACAGAAAGUUUUCUUGGAGUUUAUGCUGCUGCUUUUAAUCCGCUUCCAGGAGUCUCCGAUUGGCCAGGAAGUUCCAAAGUUCCAAGACUGUUUCCUCCUGGAAGUCGUGCUAUAUACAUUAGUUCCCCGGCUCGUGACAACAGAGCCACCGCAAAACGGCUCUGCUUAUAGCUAAGUAAGUUUUAGGGGAUAAUUCGGAUUUAUGAGAAGCGGCAAAAGAAGUUGUUGUUGGAUCUUAUCUUUAGCCUAUUAUUGGUCACACUCUUGUAUCGUCUAACAACUGUUAGAUAUUCUUUCAGAUUAAAGUCUUUCAUAGUCAAGAGUAAAAAGGGUAAUAAUUAACGGAAUUAAUGAA
Messenger RNA from Arabidopsis lyrata subsp. lyrata, 2751 nucleotides. RefSeq lists its product as uncharacterized. Bases 297 to 2567 code for a protein of 756 amino acids. The record is from RefSeq and is a predicted model, not a curated record. Gene Ontology annotation, molecular function: zinc ion binding. Lineage: Eukaryota; Viridiplantae; Streptophyta; Magnoliopsida; Brassicales; Brassicaceae. The transcript has 2 exons.